Rangifer tarandus platyrhynchus (Svalbard reindeer) is the source of this 606-nucleotide messenger RNA. Lineage: Eukaryota; Metazoa; Chordata; Mammalia; Artiodactyla; Cervidae. The record is from the annotation of a GenBank genome assembly.
AUGGACUUACGUGAACAAGUGCUGCAAGAAAGAAAAGAGAGAGAGACAAAACUGGCUGAGUUACGAAAAACCGUCGGUUUCGGGUCACGUUCUUGCAGUCGGCAGUCCCGGCCGGUUUGCUCCGGGCGUGCUGGAGGUCAGCGGCCUCGGACUUGGUGCUUGGGUCUCGGGCAGCUCUCUGGCUCCAGGGCGUUUCCUCCUUUUCCGGCCUCGGAAAGUGUUGUUUUGGUUCUUAAUUCCCUAUCAAGGAAAGGCACCCUGUUGACCAUUUCUCAGAGUCUUCUCCGGUUGGCUAGAGGCCAAGUUUCCCCCACCCCAGUUGGCCCCAACUUGGGUCCCUCCCUGAGAUCCUCGAAAGCUCAGGAAGCGAGUCUUCUGAGGAGGGAGAGAGAAGGCAGCCUGGCGGUGGGUUCCACUGUUUCUGGCCGGCCCUUCUCUUCGCCCCGUCCCUAUGCCAGUACCCAUCGCACAGCGAAGGGUGCGGGCAGUCUCCCGGGUGAUGCUCCGGGACCGGGUUCUCCACCAUUCCAAAAAGAAUACUCAUUCUCCGACGCGCCAGCGCUGGGAAGAGAGGAAGAGGACGAAAAGCCCGGGAAUGGGGCCUAG